Messenger RNA from Hippocampus comes (tiger tail seahorse), 1889 nucleotides. RefSeq names its product potassium voltage-gated channel subfamily KQT member 2-like. The record is from RefSeq and is a predicted model, not a curated record. Gene Ontology annotation, biological process: potassium ion transmembrane transport. Gene Ontology annotation, cellular component: membrane; voltage-gated potassium channel complex. Lineage: Eukaryota; Metazoa; Chordata; Actinopteri; Syngnathiformes; Syngnathidae. Gene Ontology annotation, molecular function: voltage-gated potassium channel activity. The transcript has 11 exons. Bases 140 to 1444 code for a protein of 434 amino acids.
UGCUCUCCCGCACGGACCGCAUUGGCCGCAGCACUUGAGCACGCGCGCGCGCGCACACACUCACACACUCCUCAUUCAGACACGGCGAUGCAUUCCGACGCCACGGACCACUCCUCGCUUGAGUCGACCCGGUUUUAGGAUGGUGCAGAAAUCCCUCAACGGCGGCGUUUACCCAACUCAAGCCAGCGAGAGGAAGCACAAAGUCGGCUUCGUGGGUCUGGAGCCAGGGGGUCCCGAAUCGAGCCGGGACGGGGCGCUGCUCAUCGCGGGCGCGGAGAGCAGCACCAAGCGGGGCAGCGGCAUCCUUUGUAGACCCAGAGGCAGCAUCUCCGCCGGGGGGAGAUCCAGACCCCCCAAGAAGAAUGCCAGUUAUCGCAAGCUGCAGAAUUUCCUUUACAAUGCGCUGGAAAGACCGCGGGGAUGGGCGUUCAUCUACCACGCUUAUGUUUUCCUCCUGGUCUUUUCCUGUCUCAUUCUCUCAGUUUUUGCCACCAUUAGAGAGUUCAAAAAUAGCUCAGAGAGUGCCUUGUACAUCCUGGAAAUUGUGACCAUCGUGGUGUUUGGAGUGGAGUACAUUGUGCGGAUAUGGGCUGCUGGCUGCUGCUGUCGAUACAGAGGAUGGAGAGGGAGGCUCAAAUUUGCCAGGAAGCCUUUCUGUGUGAUAGACAUGAUGGUCCUGGUCGCCUCGGUGUCGGUGCUGGCAGCUGGAUCGCAAGGCAAUGUUUUUGCCACAUCGGCCAUCAGGAGUCUGAGGUUCUUACAGAUCCUUCGCAUGCUGCGUAUGGACCGUCGUGGCGGAACUUGGAAGCUACUUGGAUCAGUCGUGUACGCCCACAGCAAGGAGCUCAUCACAGCGUGGUACAUCGGAUUCCUAUGUCUCAUUUUGGCUUCAUUCCUGGUCUACUCGGUGGAGAAGGAGUCCAACAAAGAGUUUGAGACCUAUGCAGAUGCCCUUUGGUGGGGACUGAUAACUCUUACCACCAUUGGCUAUGGAGAUAAAGUUCCAAAGACUUGGAAUGGGCGCUUACUGGCGGCCACCUUCAGUAUGAUUGGUGUGGCCUUCUUUGCGCUUCCUGCUGGCAUCCUCGGUUCUGGUUUUGCCCUCAAAGUCCAAGAGCAGCACAGGCAGAAACAUUUUGAAAAGAGACGCAAUCCUGCAGCAAGCCUCAUCCAGGCUGCAUGGAGGUUUUAUGCAACCAACCUUUCCCGCACGGAUCUGAUAUCCACUUGGGAUUUUUAUGAGCAGACUGUAGCAACCCCGAUGUACAGAUUGAUUCCGCCGUUGAAUCAAUUGGAUCUGCUGAGGAAUCUAAAAGGAAGGUCUUUCAGGAAGGAGUCCCAAACAGAAACCUCUCCCAGCCAUGGGUGUGGCUGUGCGUCCCGAAUUCCUCCUUCAAGAAUGGCCAUGCUGCAUUUGCAUACAGUGUGUAAUGCUCAGGGAUGAGUGCUCACAGCUUCCUUAAACAUCCCAUCAAUAAGCUGAUUUUUGACAGCAAAGCAUUCGACAUCACCACAGGAAAAAGUGUUUUGACUUUUUUUUUUUUUUUAAACACUUUUCAAUGCUUUUGCUUGUCGCCCGCUUCCCUCAAACUGGAGAAAUAUUGACAUCGCAUCAACACUUUAUUGUGACUGCGGGAAUUAGAGUGAAAUCAAAACACCAAAAUGUUGAAAUUUAUCAUUUAGGGCGUCGAUGCUCACAGAGAAACGCGAUUUGCAAUAAAGUGUCUUUACAAACACGAUGUAGCACAUACCGCUGUUUUUGGCACUGUACCCACUCUUUGUUUUUGUCUCCUCUAACUGCUCCAGUAAUGAGAAUGCACACAAAGACAGACUUUGUGGUUGCUGUCCAAGAACUUUUAGGUAUCGUUAUUGCACAGAUACCACCCACU